Messenger RNA from Aspergillus pseudoviridinutans, 1053 nucleotides. RefSeq names its product putative cellulose-binding GDSL lipase/acylhydrolase. Gene Ontology annotation, cellular component: extracellular region. Gene Ontology annotation, biological process: carbohydrate metabolic process. The coding region runs from base 1 to 1053 and encodes 350 amino acids. Gene Ontology annotation, molecular function: hydrolase activity, acting on ester bonds; cellulose binding. The record is from RefSeq and is a predicted model, not a curated record. NCBI's taxonomy places the organism in Eukaryota, Fungi, Ascomycota, Eurotiomycetes, Eurotiales, Aspergillaceae. The transcript has 4 exons.
AUGCUGGGUACAUCAAUGGUAUCGGCGACUGCCGCCUUGGCUCUGGUACUUGGUGCCAAUGCCCAAGCAUCAUUAUACGCUCAGUGUGGUGGCCAGGGCUACUCGGGCCCUACCUCGUGCGUCUCUGGAGCUGUCUGUACAGCUUGGAACUCUUGGUACUAUCAAUGCGUCCCCGGAACAAGCACUACACCGAGUACCACAACGACCACAACAACUACCACCGCCACACCCACCGGGUUAAAGUACUUCAUCACUUUUGGCGACUCCUACUCGCAGACCGGAUUCGACAUCAACAGCACCAAGCCCUCCGCCUCGAAUCCGCUCGGGAACCCCAGUAUGCCAGGAUGGACGACGAGCGGGGGCUUGAAUUGGAUUGGCUUUCUCAUCUCAAAAUACAACACCUCCCUGACUCUCUCAUACAAUUUUGCCUACGGUGGGGCGACGACCAACGCCAGCCUUGUCGCUCCAUAUACCUCUACCGUCCUUAGCUUCAUCGACCAGGUCACCGAGUUUACCAACAGCAUUGCCUCGAAGCCCUCCUAUGCGCCGUGGACCAGCAAGGAUACGCUCGUUGGGGUCUGGAUGGGCGUAAACGACGUGGGCAACUCGUACUGGCUGUCCAAUAUUGACGAACUUCUCACCGAGAUCAUGGAUAGCUACUUUGGGCAGCUGCAAAUUCUCUACAACGCAGGAGUGCGGAACUACGUUCUCCUUGGUGUUCCUCCUAUUGACCGCUCCCCACUCAUGCUCUCCCAAGGCACGGAUGCCACUACCGCGGAAGCAGCAGUGAUCACAAAGUACAACAACCUGAUCGCGACAUAUCUCGCUAACUUCAAGUCCAAGAACAGCGGUGUCACAGCAACAGUCGUGGAUACGCAGGCGCCGUUCAAUAAGGCAUUGGAUAAUCCCACGGCAUAUGGUGCGGCCAAUGCCACCUGCUAUAACAGCGAUGGCACCACCUGUCUGUGGUUUAAUAACUACCACCCGGGCAUUGCAAUCCAUAACCUCACCGCACAGGCCGUUGCUUCUGCUUUGAAGGGGUCUUUUUUCUAG